Penicillium cataractarum is the source of this 450-nucleotide messenger RNA. RefSeq names its product GNAT family N-acetyltransferase. Bases 1 to 450 code for a protein of 149 amino acids. Lineage: Eukaryota; Fungi; Ascomycota; Eurotiomycetes; Eurotiales; Aspergillaceae. Gene Ontology annotation, molecular function: acyltransferase activity, transferring groups other than amino-acyl groups. The transcript has a single exon. The record is from RefSeq and is a predicted model, not a curated record.
AUGGAUUCUCCAGACAAGAGCCUCCCAAAAGGCUAUGCGCUCCAGCCUGGUUACCCCUCGACCUCCCAAUAUCUUCAUCUCCGUUCUGUGGCCGGACUCUCGGCGAAAACACCGUCCCAGGCAGCUGCAGUUGCUACUGGCAGCUGGUUUGGCUGCUAUAUCACCUUCGAAGCCGUCAAGGGCGAUCCACAACCGAUUGGCAUGGGAAGAGUGAUCGGAGAUGGCGGCUGGUAUUUUCAUAUUGCCGAUAUGGCCGUGCAUCCGGAUCACCAGAGGCAAGGUCUUGGUGAUGUGAUUCUGAAAACGCUCCUGCAACAUAUACACCGCGAGUCUCCUGCCGAUGGAAAGCCAUAUAUCACGCUGUUUGCCGAUGAGCCAGGCCGAAAACUAUACUAUAAGAAUGGAUUUGUGGAUUCAGCUCCUGGUCAGCUGGGGAUGGCUUUGAAAUAG